Messenger RNA from Cylicostephanus goldi, 376 nucleotides. The record is from the annotation of a GenBank genome assembly. Lineage: Eukaryota; Metazoa; Nematoda; Chromadorea; Rhabditida; Strongylidae.
GCGCAUAACUGACAGCUAAUGUUCCCAUUGGAUUUAAAACCCUCUACUUACUACAAACAUUGAAAUCUUCAUACUUCCACACUUUACAGUAUACCCAGUGCUGUACGAGGAGCCACCACCAGAAACAUCGAUCUAUCCGAACAUUCCUUCCUACGAUGCUCCACCAGUUGAGAAUGGACGACUUCCAUCGAUUGGAAAAAUGACUGCUCAGUUCGAUUUCAAACCGGUUGGUCCGAAUCAAAUUCAGAUAACUGCGGGAGAGAAUUUGGAUUUGAUACAGGCACAUGAUGACGGCGGUAAUCCAGAAUGGAUUUGGGUGCAGCGACUAGAUGGCGAACACGGCUUUGUGCCAGCUGCUUACUGUAAGGCGAUGUAG